Messenger RNA from Lizanozyma spartinae, 2844 nucleotides. It is a transcript of the gene ZCF20, whose product is annotated as Zcf20p. The record is from RefSeq and is a predicted model, not a curated record. Gene Ontology annotation, biological process: regulation of DNA-templated transcription. NCBI's taxonomy places the organism in Eukaryota, Fungi, Ascomycota, Pichiomycetes, Serinales, Debaryomycetaceae. The transcript has a single exon. Gene Ontology annotation, molecular function: zinc ion binding; DNA-binding transcription factor activity, RNA polymerase II-specific. The coding region runs from base 1 to 2844 and encodes 947 amino acids.
AUGACAGCAGAAAAGAAACGUAAAAGAGUUCCUCUCUCGUGUUUAAACUGCUAUCGCCGGAAAGUCAAAUGUGACAGAGUCAGACCCAGUUGUGGAGGUUGUGUUAGGAAUGGCGUGGGGCAUCUAUGUGAGUUUCUAGAACCAGAAUGGGUCAAUGAUGAGGGUGAAGCCUCCAACCCUCGAAGAAAGUUAACCACUGUUGCAUCGCUACAACAGCCUUCAGGCAGCGAUAAGGUCAAGCUCGAAAAGGUAAUCCAUGGUCAAAGAUUAGAAAUUGAGGAGCUUAAACGUCAAUUGUCGGUGAUGGAACAACUAAGCAGAUUGGUGGCGUAUCAGAAAUCGGCCAUCAAUCUUCCUUUAACGGUACUUCAAAAGUUAAACCCUUUAAUGACUGCAAAAAAAGAUACUUUGCAUGUCUGCAAUGAUUUGACACGUUCUAUUCGAUCAGCAUCAUUACCGCCAGCAUCUUUAUUGACAGCAUCGUCGUCGUUUGCUAAUGAGUCGUUUGUGGAUAUCUAUUCGUGGAUCAAUAUCAUCAGAUUGGACCCCAACAUGACUACCUUAUGGUUCAAAAUCACAAAUAUGCAAAAGAUAUAUACCAUGUAUAAAGUUAGACACCACGACGACAAGCUGAAACACACACAUGAUGAUCGUGAUCGGAAGUGCCCCGUUAUCGAAUGUGACUUCAACUUUCUUGCUGAUGAUAGACCCAAUACCCCAAGACAAGAAACGGGGUCAGCCAAUCAGGGUCGGAGUCCGCAGCAGAGUCAAGAUCUGGGUCCCAAUGACAGCCAGAGCGUGCACGUUGUGGCUCAUAAUCGGGCUAGUGACAAGGGCAAGGUGACACUUAAGAAAUUACAAAGCUUAUGGGAUACAAUUCUCAGUCAGUUACCAGGAAACGAAAGGAGGUUGAAGUAUAAUCAAAUGAAGUUCUUAAUUGAUUUUUAUUUCCGUGUUCAUGAUGUUAAAAGUAGAAAAUUGUUUGUGUUCUAUAAGUCAGAGAUUGAGAAUGUCAUUCGAAAGAAUGGUGAUAAUAUCAUGAUAAAUAUGAGUUUUGGAUUAUCUGAGCCCAAACUUGCUACUGAUGAAGAGCUUUUCACUCGUAUAAAUAUCAAAGGAAUUUAUUUGUGUAUGCUUGGUCUUAUAGUGGAAGAGACACUAAGUUUCUUAAGAUGGAAAUCAGAAAAGGAUUUUAGUGGUGGUGAUACCAUAAAGACAUUUAAAGGGUUAUUCCCCAACUUAUUACAAUCUCCUCCAGAUUGUAAGAUUUUAAAGGCUGUUCAAUCAUUUUUGGUUAAUGUCAGUGAAUUAACAGAAUCAACCCAGGAGAAAUUACUUCCUUCCCUCCCGGUGAUUACGGUAACUAUUGCAUUAAUUAAUCGAGAAAUUGUUCAUUACCAAACCAACAAUAUUUUUGUCAUAUUGAAACGUUUACUUAAUGCUAUUUUGGAUCCUUUGAAUCCAAUUGCUCUUUGGAAAGAUCCAGAAUUAAUAGUUGUUGAUGAAGGGGCAUCAAAGAAACAAAUCAGAGAUAUUCGUUUACACAUUUCAUAUCUUUGGUUAGAGUUUAUUCGAAUUAUUAAUUUGACAUCCUUCAACAUUGUCAAUUUAACCAAUGGGAUGGAUCAAUUGAAUGGAUAUUUUGAACAAUUGUUCACGAAAAUCGAAGAAGCAAGCUUCAAAGAUUACCAUCGAACCUUCAUUAAUAAUUUCCAACAACCAGGUAUGCAAAAUUAUAAGAUCCAACUUGGAUGCCAUUAUUUGAUGAAUAAAAUAUAUGGUCGAUUUAAAUAUGGGAUCAAUUGCUUACAAGGUCCACCAUUACAGUUAUCAGAUAUGGAAGUGUUGAAGGAUGAAAGUGAAAAUAUUUUGAAAGACGAACAAUAUAUGACAACUCUUGAUUCCGUUUAUUUGUUUGAAAUCAGAUUAUUGUUAUUAUACAAGGCAUUUAUGAUACGAUUUCUUAUAUUUUUACAACAUGAAGAGAAUGGGAAUACCAGGGCAAUGAACUCUUCUAUUGUGGAUUGUUUUAAAUCAUAUAAUAUCAUUAUUGACUUUAUUCAACUAACAAUCAAUGAAGAAGUUAACGAUGGUCAAUACCUUCUCCAUUUCAUCAAUGAAAUGCUUACGAGGUUAAUUCAAUUUAUCAUAGGAUUGAUAAUCAGAAUUGAUUCUCAAGACGGAGUUAUUACUGAUGCUACAUUAGAUUUAAUUAUACCUCGAACAACUACAAUUAAAGGUAAUGAUUCAAAGACAUCUAUCACAGAGUAUUACUUGAAUUAUGUCACAGAUAUAGUACAACUGUUGAACACUAGUGCAUUGGUAAAUAAGGAAAGAGCUGAAAAAUUGGCUAAAUUAUGGGACUUUUAUACUACCUUCGUCAAGAAUUCCAAGAAGUUGAAGGUCAAUUAUGCCCAAAUCCAUAAAGCAAUUCAAUUUGAAACCGAAGCAGUCAAAGGCAACAAAGCUGCAAUUCAGUGUCCCGUUGCUGGUAGUGUACCUGAUGGACCACCACCACCAGAUAAAUGCCCUAUCGAUCCCAAGACAUGGAUGAAAGCCAAUUUAAGUAAGAGAAAGUGUCCCUUUGAUCACAACUCGUAUGAUGUCCAACAGAAGAAGCCCUCCAUCAAUCACAUUGAAAGUAAUAUAAGGGGAAGAACAGAACCAGAGGUAGCUAUACCAGAUCCGACUUUACCCCCGGAAUCUGCUUUAGACUAUGGAAUUGACAGCCAAACUGGUAGUGAAUAUGUUGUUGAUUGGAAUGAACUUAACGAAUUUGACUUUGAGUUUAUGAAGACUGAAUUUGCUAAUGACCAAUUCGACUUUCUUCAACCUGACAUUUAG